Molecule: messenger RNA, 2389 nt
Organism: Effrenium voratum
Lineage: Eukaryota; Dinophyceae; Suessiales; Symbiodiniaceae
Source: the annotation of a GenBank genome assembly
GGACGCAGGGCAGCCUGACGGUUUCAUUUGGGCCAAUCCCAGUUAUGGGCGUUGGCAGCUCUAUUGUGGAAUGUCCAGAUGAUUGGCAGUUGGAUCCAAAAGCAUCAGGAGUGCAGGCGCUGAACAGCCUGUUCUUUGCCAGUGGCUCUGCAGGGCGGCAAUGGGAUGCAGAAGCUGCAGUGCUUUCCGCACUUGUCCAUGAGAGGGCGCCCCCGAACCGGCACAUCGAAGCGCUUGUGGAUCAACAGUGGUGGCGGGACCACAUUGCAGCUGCAGAUGAUGAUGCGGCUUCAGCUACUUUUGACUUGUUUGCAACUGACCCAGCAGGCUGCCAAGUUAACUUGUACGAGGUCCUCACAUGUGCUGCUUUACUUUCAACUCAUCUGCGCCGCGAAGCUAAGGCCGCAGUCCUUUGCCUGCUGUGGAGCGGCCGUGAUGAUGGGCGUCUAGGGGUGUCCGCAAUGAUGUGGCUUUUGAGCUCAUUGCUGCAGGGCCUUCACCGGCUAGGGAUUCUAAUCCCAUCGCCACCUCCCUCAGAGGACAUCGAGAACGACGUGUGCAGACUGUUGUGGGUGUUGCGCAAGCAUCAACCGUGCAGAGGCGAUGCAGUGGCUUACGAGGAGUUGCUGCUUCUGUCCGACCUCGAUGCUGGCAUUGCGAUCUUCUGCACGGCUUUCGAGUCACAGGACUUGCAAGAACCAGAGCCGCUGGCACCUGCUCGCAGCGGCUCUCGCUUGCCACGGAAUGAGGCGCGCAAAGGCCGUGCCAAGGCUAAGAGCAAACCUGAUCGAGCCCGAAAAGAAACCAGCCAGGAUCGUGUGAGGAUGGCCCCAGAAGCCAACAAGGUUUCGGCCGUGACUGCUUCUGCGCUAAUGAGCCGCCGGGAGGUCCUCGAGGCCUUCGAAGUCUUCAAGGCGAUCAGAGCCGAGCAGGAGCGGCUGCCCCGAUCCAAAUGCAGCUACGACACCUCGGCCAUCCGAUCGUUGCAGAAGAUCAAGGUGCCCCAGGUGCAGAUGGCUGUCAGGCGACUCUUGUCGCGAGGCCAGGCCCUGGAGCUCCGAGACUUCCUUCGGAUGCUGGCGCUGGCCAAGGCUCCGGCAGCCUUUUGUGACGGGCACCUUCGCAUUUUCGAAGCUUGGAUUACAGAGCGGGUGCAGCUAACCGAUUCCGAGCUCAUCAAGUACCGACUCGAUAAACCACUGCCUGUGUCUUUGCCCGGCGCACUGGGCUCUGGCGGCGGCUCUGAAGCUGGGCGCCGGCGCCUGCAGGCACUGAUGAGGCGUUCCCGCGCGGUCACUACACAGGCUUGGCGGCAGCGGCAGCGCGCGGCCCGCGCCGAGUCCGAUGCACAGGCCCAGCCAGCAUUUGGUGUGCCGGGUGACUAUGCACUCACCCUAGAGCAGAUGGUCAUCCAGGGCGUGUUGCCUGCCGAGCUGGCCACUGCAGCUGCGCGAAGCUUCGGUUGGGAUGGCUGCCACGUGAUCAGUGAGGGCGCGUUCUUGGAGCUCUUUGUGCCGGUGGCACCUGAGGACUACCACACUUUAGACUUCAUGCGGGCCUUUCGUCGUGCCUGGCUGUUUGUCACUGAGGCGCAGGAGGAAUCUUCUGACUUCCCAUCACCCGGACAGGAUGGAAGCUGGCUCUUCGGCGAGGGUGAGUUGGAGGGGGAGGCUGAGCUCUUGCUGGGCCGACACCUGCGGCCCAGCUCGGCGCCAGCCAGCUCCAGCGGCUGUGCCGAGCCUUGCCGGCAGGCGCCAGAAGCGGCUUCUGCAGACGCAGGCAAAGACAAUGGCAUGGCGAAGGUGGGCAUCGCUGGCACCAAGCAGCUGGACAAGGCCCUGGGACCCUCAUCUGGGCCCUUGAGAGGGACCUUCGGCUUCCCGUGUUUCGGCCCGGUCGCGCGACAGCUGCUGCCGGAGCACGAGGAGCUCUCAGAGCACUGCACCCGCCAGGCUGAAGAGCAGUCGGCAGGCAGCUUGAGUGACACUGGUCCACCAGAGGGUGACGGCGAAGGCAGCAUUGGCGAGGAGAGCAAGGCGGCCUGCGAGGAGGACAUGCUGGAAGUGGCCUUGGAAAGCCCAGCAGUUCCAGAUGCCGACGAGGUAGAUGAGGUAGAAGAGGAUGUUGGCUAUGCAGAGACAGUGCCAUUCGUCACAGAGGGUGAGCCAUGUGUGGUGGAGGAGGAGCUGCCAAGCCCAAGCCACGCCAGUGAUGCAGGUGAAGUUGGCGAGGUUGACGAGGAAGACUGUGCAGAAGCCUCAGGCAACAUGACCCUGGGACUGGCGCCGCAGCAGGUUUGUAGCGCCUGAGAUGACCCUGUUUCACUGCUUUGCAUGCUGCUAAUGAUUUACGUACCGAUGGUGCAUGCUCACUAGGGAAAACAUUGUGC